CCCACCCCCCUGUGAUGCUGAUGAUGGUGAUGAUGAUCUGUGGAGAUCUGUAGGGGAUGGGGAGGGGGGGUUAAGGUGGAUGUGGACACACAGGAGCGCAUUUAGGAGGAGUCUCCGCUUCCUCGCGUCUCACUUUUGAUUUGACAAGUGAAGAUUCGCGCUGCACAUGACACACACGUAAGAGAAAGAGAUUGCGCGUCUGAGUUCAGUCUGCGGGGAUACAAACAAAAAAAACAAAACAAAAAAAACAAUAAACUAUGGACAGGAGGACGAACUUUGGGGACGUUUUUCACAAAACUCUGAGCGUCUCGGGGAAAAAGAUGGACUCGUUGCGCGCGCCGGGUGUCGAGCCGCCGUGCAGAGAGCACCAGUCGCCGCUCGGAUCUUUCGAUCCGCCAGACUCGGACCCUCUUCAGGCUGUCGGAGGAGGAGUGGGGUCUCUCGGUCUCCCUGGUGGAUCCAUGCGGGCGCCGUAUGGCGUUGGAGGCGAAGGUGCGAGCGGACAGAGCAGCGGCGGAGAGCAGAGCCCGGACGACGACAGCGACGACCGGUGCGAGAUGAUGCUCCUGGCGACGGCUCGAGACCCGAGGACGACUUCUGCAGCGGCGGGUGCGUCGGGCGCAAAGUGCGAGACGGGGAAGAAGAACCGGGAGCAGAAGAUGCUGCGGCUCAACAUCAACGCGCGCGAGCGGAGACGGAUGCACGACCUGAACGACGCGCUGGACGAGCUGCGGGCGGUCAUCCCUUACGCGCACAGUCCGUCCGUGCGCAAGCUCUCCAAGAUCGCCACGCUGCUCCUCGCCAAGAACUACAUCCUCAUGCAGGCGCAGGCGCUGGAAGAGAUGAGACGGCUCGUAGCGUACCUCAACCAGGGCCAGGCCGUGUCGCUUGCGCCGAGUCUGAGCGCGUACGAGCAGCCGCCCGCGUACCCCGCGUUCCCCGGCGGAGCCGCCGCGGCCUCCUCGUGCCCCGACAAAUGUGCCCUUUUCAACAGCGUCACCUCCAGUCUGUGUAAACAGUGUACCGACAAGCCUUAAAACACACACACACACACACACACACACACACACACACCCCCUCUCUGUGAGACUGAAACUGACGCCUGUAGGCUGCAUUUCAUACUCCAAGAACGGAUAGAAAAGAAUUCUUAACUUUUCCUACAUCGACUAGGAUUUCAGCAGCUUUGCCGCAGAUCCAGCAGUUUGUUCCUUUCUUUAUCUUUUCUUUCUUUUUUUUUCUUUUUUUUUUUGUUUUGUUCAGAUACUUGACAUCUAUGUGUGUGUAUGUGCGCGACCGUGUGCGUGCGUGUGUGUAUGUAUAUAUAAAGUAAGUGCUGGUGCGAGUGAAUUGAAAGCAAACAAAGUCUAUGUGUGAGUGUUGAGAAUGGACACUUUAUGGAAAUAUGGACCCUAAACACAGUGAGCUGAUCCGAUCCGACCUGGCAACAUGUGAGCAUUACAUUUACUUUGCCUGCACGUUUUAUUUCGGGAUUUCUUGCUUAA
Molecule: messenger RNA, 1502 nt
Organism: Ictalurus punctatus (channel catfish)
Lineage: Eukaryota; Metazoa; Chordata; Actinopteri; Siluriformes; Ictaluridae
Gene: bhlhe22
Product: basic helix-loop-helix family, member e22
Exons: 1
Coding region: 258-1037 (259 amino acids)
Molecular function (GO): protein dimerization activity
Source: RefSeq, a predicted model, not a curated record